This is a messenger RNA of Pelobates cultripes (western spadefoot toad), 28610 nucleotides long. NCBI's taxonomy places the organism in Eukaryota, Metazoa, Chordata, Amphibia, Anura, Pelobatidae. The record is from the annotation of a GenBank genome assembly.
GUGAAAACUGGUUAAACCAGAGCCUCUGUCUAACAAGCCCAUCAGAUGCAAAUAUAAAAAGCUGCAAGGCACAGGUAGUGUGAAUGCAGUGUGUGCACUAAGUGCUCUGUCUGCAUGACAAGGCUGUCCACACUGCUGGCUAUUGGGAUCUGUCUAUUGCCCAGCCAUGGACAAGGAUUCAAAUUCCCCAUCAUCAUGACAUAUGACAGGAGCAGGUCUCUGGAAACCUGAGAUGUAUGACUGGAAUCCUCUAUUCCCAUGAAGAAUCUAAUACCAUGGAAACGUGCAUGCUUCUUCACAAUCUGCCUCAUUCAACAAUUCUAUCACAGUAAGUGCUACUUUAUAUCUGGUCAUUCCACAGGACUGAGAGGUGAUGGCACUCAGAUAGUUAAAGGAUACUGGGAUGUUCAUAGAUGUCAAUAUUGUAUCAUUACACUGACCAUUGCAUUCUGUUACCCUUUAUCUGAUCAUAAACUGUAUGUUUUUUAAUAUAUAUUUAAUUCAUUUUGCCCAGACAUAUUUGACUCAUAUUUUUAUAUAUAAAUGUCCUUUUUUUUUUUUUUAUCUUUUUGUAAUUUUUUUUUUUUUUUAUACCACUGCUCACGCCUUCCCAUCAGUGAUAUGGUCUGGUACUUGCAAUGUGCUCCCAUGAAGCAAAUUAUUGAUAUGUGAAUUUAAUCUGAUAGUGAUGGUUACACAGUAAGCAAGACACUGUGAGCUACACGGGGUGCUGCAAUUAAACAAAUGCUGCUGUUUGGAAAUGAUAGGUUAUUUUUUGUUUAAUGCAACAAUGGUAAUUGCGGAGAUGUUGGGAGAAUGUUUGUGGCUGUCUUGCCAUUUUGUAUCAAUUUUAGAUUGUUUCCUGGGCUUGUAAUGUCCAUUAGGUAAAGUAAACACUGGCCGGUUUAGUUAGACUUUAUGUGAGAUAAGAAAUGGGAGUGGGUUAGUGGUAGCACUGCCCAUUGUUAGGUAAAUCCUCUCUUUUUUGGAAACAUUCUGUCACAUCGGGCAUGUCCUGCCACAUACCAAAAUCUCAUUCAAGUUGUUACCACAAAGGUGUUGUUGGGAUAUGCCUGGGGCAAAAUGAAGCCCUACAGACAUACAUAUUUUACCCAGUACUAUAUUUGGCCUAUGUAUUAAUAAAGGGGUGUACAUUUAUGGCACUCCCCUCGAUUAUUUCCCGAGAGUAACAAAAAAAAUAAAGAAAAAAUGCAGAUUAAAAAAAAAAAAUCUCUGUGAAAUAACAGGUGUAAACAUAUUUCAGUAACAAAGGUAAAGCAACUACAGCGCUUUAAAAUCUGAAUUAUUUCAAUGAUGUGUUAAAAAUCCAAUAAGAAUAAAGGAAUCCUAAAUAUAACUGAAAACAACCACUACGGUAUAUAUCCCAUCGAGAUGACACCCCUUAUUUAUAUUAGAAAAAAGAAAAAAGUGGGAGGUUUUUUUUUAAGAUGCUUCUAAGAAUGAAAUGAUAGACUAACAUCGCUUCCAAUUCAAUUUCCAAGAUUUGUCUAUGUACAUACAUAACAGAAGCAAUAUAGUCACAGACGAAACAGGGACAGUGCGAUGUGUAUUGGUCAAGCAUGUUCAAAUGCAGUAGAAGGGGCAACGGGACACUGACACUAGCCCAAACCUAUACCAGCAGUAGACAACUUUCGCACUCCAGAUGUUGUGGACAGUAUCUUCAAUAAUGCUCUUACAACCAAAAUGCUAGCAGAGCAUCAUGGGAGAUGUGGUUUCCAACAUCCAGAGUGCGAAGGUUGCCUACACCUGACCUAUACAAUGGGUAUGGUUUAAAUUACUUCAGGGCCCUUAUGCUGUCUACCAUAAAGAACGUCAGAUUGCGUAUUAGUACUUUUGGUUAAUAUAGACGUGUAUUAACCUGGCGAGCCUUUAGCCCAAGAAGAUAUAUACAUAAAAAUAUUUAUUUCAAUCACCCUUGAACACAGAAACCAAGUUAUUACAUUGUGUUUCCUCUGUUGAAGAAGCCAAGAAGAUUACCGUAAUUUGUAUUUCGGAAUUUCCAAAAAGCCUUUUAAAUCUUUGACUGUUGUUGCUUCUUUAUUUGUACGUUUAAUCUACACAUAGUAUUAAUUUUAUCAUAUUAAUUUAAUUUUUUAAAAAUCAGUUUAAUCGUGUUGCCAAAUGACCAUCCAUCGUAGAGUAAGGGUUCCUUCUUUAGUUGUUGCAGAACUACAAGUCCCAUUAUCCUCAGUUGGUCUUUGGUGUGCCAAACACACAUUACUGGCUGUUAAGGAAGGAAAUUAGAAAUAAAACAUGUUUUUACUGCAGUCCCAUAGUGCAUUGACCUGUGUGUGUGUAUAUAGGGCUGAAACCUUGGAGAAGUUAGUUUAUCUUCAAAUUGCUCCACCUUUUCAUAGCUAUCAUGCCUUAAGGUAAUUCUAGCUGUCAGUUACUGUAGAUAAGACAGGGAUGGGCAAAGUAUGUUUGUUUUAUAGAAAGCAUACAGUCCUGUCUGGCGUGGGAGUGAGGGAAUAAAAUGAUUUUGUAUAUUUUAUCUUUUUAGUAAUAGGUCUAUUGUUUUCAUUGGUUUAUACAUUGAUAGAAAAAAAUAUUAAAUUAACAUUUUAUAAUAGAUUUUUUUAUGUAUCUAUUCACAUAACCCUUGAUAUAUUCCCUAAAUCCUAUCUGUGUGUCUUGUCCAGAUUAGAGAAUUUGUUGGAAUAUCCCAUAUGGAGCACAUUGGGUGUAGAAUACCCUGUAUGAGCUCAAAGUAUAACAAUUUGGACAUUUCUCAAGCAAAAAGUCCUCAAACUGCAAUUUUAAUUCACAUUCACUGUUAGAAGCAUAGGAUUCCAUUUGCACGUGAAAUUAAUAAAAAAAUGCAACGUCAAUCCAUGUGUAUGGGAGGUGAUUGGCUAAAAAAACAAAAACACUCCCGGCACUAUCCUUAGUGGCAGGUGAUGACACAUGUGGUGGGUUGUGGAUAAUUAAAUUGUGUGGCUUUCUCAGUGUCAAAUUUCAUAUAAAGCUGAACAUUAGUAUUCAUUAAAGUGAGAAUUCAAAGUGAAUUUCAAAUGUAUGUUCACAGUAGUUGAAAUAGAACAAUUCUCCUAGUUCGGCAACUUUGGCCUUAAAGAGACACUACAGGCAUCAAAACAACUUUUGCUUAUUGAAGCAGUUUAGAGUAUAGCUCAUGCCCCUGCAGUCUUGCUGUUCACUUCUUUGCCAUUUAGGAGUUAAAUAACUUUUGUUCCUAUUUAUGCAGUCCUAGCCGCACCUCCCGUGGCUGUGACUCACACGGCAUGCAUGAAAAAAAUGGUUUCAUUUUCAAUCACAUGUUAACUUUUUUAUCUCCUACACUCAGGGCCGGUGCAAGGAUUUUUGCCGCCCUAGGCAAAAGUAAAGUUUGCCCUCUCGUGACAUCACAAUGCCCCAGCCAUAUAAUUUGCCAUGUUAACUAACGCCAGUGCUACAGUGCCGCCGUGUUUACAUUACCGUGUUUACAAGGCCUGCAGGGACAGGCUAUAGACACCAGAACCACUACAUUAAGCUGAAGUGGUUCUGGGGACUAUAGUGUUUCUUUAAUGUGAGGUAAAUUAGAGCUUAGUGCUACGAAUAAUAUACUAGAUUGCCUACUUACAACCAGAUGAGGAUGAUGAUGGGCUCUAGCUGCAGUCUGGCUCCACUGGUCUGGUGCAGAACAGGCUCUCUGGAGGCUGUUUGUAACUGUGGUCACAAAAAAUCAAUGUUCUGGGAGAACGGGAAGCAGCUCCAUUUUUUGGGGGUCCUUUACACAGCUCAAGGUCUGGGUCCCAGGGUCCACCUUCAUGUUCCACCAAUGAGUUUGUUUACAGGGGGUGGAGUGUGUAUGGGAUGUCCUGAUUUGUGUGUAAGGAAUGUAUUGUGUGAAUCUGUGUUUGUAUGUGUAAGGGCUGCAAGGUGUGUUUCUGUGUAUGUAAGGGAUGAAGUGUGUGAGUCUGUAAGGGGUGCUUUGAGUGUGUUUAAGGGGUGCAUUGAGUAUGUGUAAGGAAUGCAUUGUGUGUUUCUGUGUGUGUAAGGGAUGAAUUGUGUGUAAGGGUUGCAUUGCGUGUGUGUGUGUGUAAUGCAUUGUGUGUUUUUCUGUGUGCAAGGGGUUCAUUGUCUUUGUGUGUAAGGGGUGCAUUGUGUGUGAUUGUGUGUGUGUGAUGGAUGUCAAUCUCUCCCUCCUCCCUUGUCACUCUCUUCUCCCCCCUCCCUGUCAAUUUCUCUCUCCCCGUCAAUUCCCCUCCCUGUCAAUGUCUCCUCCCUCCCUGUUAGUUCCCCCCUUAGUUUCUUCCCCCCACCUCCCUGAUAGUUUCUUCCCCCCCACCCUGUUAGUUUCUCCCCCCCCUGUUAGUUUCUUUCCCCCCCUCCCUGUUAGUUUCUUUCUCCCCCCCUCCCCUGUCAGUUUCUUUUCUCCCCCUGCUUUUUCCCAGUUUUUCUUCCUCUUUUUUCUCCCUCCCUGUCAAAUAAGCCUUUUCUCCCUCCCUGCCGUUUCUUUUCUCCCCUCCCCUGUCAGUUUCUACCCCUCCCUGUCGCUUUUUUUUCCCCUCCCAUGCUUCUUCAGUUUCUUUCCCCCUGCCCUGUCAGCUUCCUUUUCUCCCACCCUCCCUGUCAGUUUCUUUCUCCCUCCCCUGUCAGUUUUCCCUCCUCCCUGUUUCCCUUUCUCCCCCUCCCUGCUUUCUCUCCUCCCUCCCUGUUUCCUUCUCCCCCCUCCUCCCUGCUUCUUUUCUUCUCCCUCCCUGUUUCUUUCUCCCCCUCCCUGUUUCUUUCUCCCUCCCUGUUUCCCUUCUCCCUCCUCCUCUCAUUUCCUCUCCCUCCCUCCCUGUUUCCUUCUCCCUCCCUCCCUCCCUCCCUGUUUCUUUCUUCCCCCUCCCUCCCUGUUUCUUUCUUCCCCCUCUCUCCCUGUUUCCUUCUCCCUCCCUCUUUCUUCCCCCUCCUCCCCUACCUGUGUUGUAGCGUGGCCGAGCCCUGUAUAGUCCGCGGGUACAGGGAACUGUUGUUUCCUGUACCCGGCCGGACUAACAGGAAGUGCACACUCAGUGUGCUCCCUGUACCCGCCGACUAUACUUGGCUCGGCCACGCUACAGUGAGGGAGCUGACAGGAGGGAGCGCAGCGCUUCCCUCCUGUCAGCCCCCAUCCUCAGGCUGCGCCCGGGUGGUGCGGUCCGCCCUCAUGGACGCACCGCCCGGGCAAAGCUGCAGCCGCCCGAGGCUCUCAACAGAGCGCUCGGGCGGCUGCAGCAUGAGGGGGGCCGGCGCUCCUGGUGGCGCCCCUUCAUAAGGGGCGCCCUAGGCGGCUGCCUAGUCCGCCUUACAGGUAGCGCCGGCCCUGCCUACACUAUAAAUUGAAUAGUUCUGGUCCAAGCCGCUCUCCUCUCUUGCCUUGACUAUUGCAAUUCUCUUCUCAGUGGUCUUACGCAUUUCCUGCGGGCCCUAUUACAGUCUAUAAUGAAAGCAGUGGCAAGGUUCAUCUUCCUGUCCACCCGCACCGCCUACGCCAUGCCCCUCUGUCAGUCUCUACAAGAUAUAGGGCUCAAUUUAAAAUUCUGGUACUGUUUACAAAGCUCUACAUAAUGCUGCUCCUACCCAUCCUCCCUAUUACACAAGUAUGUCACGUCCAGGCCCCUACACUCUGUUGAAGACUUGCGUCAAUCCUAUUUUUGUACUCUCAUCUCUGACGCCCACCUUCUCUAGGGAUGACUUUCACCCAGACUCUUGAAAACUCACUUCUUCAGGAAAGCAUAUCAGUUAACUUAUUAAUAGGUUUCCCUCCCCGCACUUUGCUGCCUCUCCUGCAAAUUUGUCAUAAAAAAAACCCAAAAAACUAAGCCCUCAUUGAAAACUAUUCUAGCAACCUCUUUUUCUACCCUAUCCUUACCUUUUAUGUCACUUUACCCAACUCCCGCUAGUAUGUAAGCUUGGUUGAGCAGGCCCUCAACCCCAUCUGUUUCUGUGCAUCCAACUCAUCUGGUUAUAAAUACUUGUCUGUUAGUCUAUCCGUUGUAUAGCCCUGCAGAAUUUGUUGGCACUUUAUAAAUAUUAAUAUUAAUAAUAAUAAUAAUAACACACAGGUGGCUAUUGCAUUGUCUAUAAGGCCAUUAACAGUGCAGGAGAUAACUAAUUCUAAAUUAAACAUACUGUGCAAUUAAUGAAGGUUAAACAUUAGAUCUCACUUCACAGGAAGUUUUUAGGAAGGCUGUGCAAGUCACAUGCAGGGAGGUGUGACUGGGGCUAUAUAAACAAAGUGAUUUAUCUCCUAAAUGGCAGAUAAUUGAGCAGUGAGACUGCAAGGGCAUGAUCUAUACACCAAAAAUGCUACAUUAAGCUAAAGUAGUUUUGGUGGCUAUAGUGUCCCUUAAAGUUUGAAAUCCUUUGAAUUCUUCUCGCACAGGUACAGUGUAAGAGGGAUUCCCAUUUUCUUGGUUCCUCAUAUCUCCAAUCCAUUAAAUGUAUGCUUAAUAGAGAUUGCCAUUCAUACUGACUGCAUAAAAAUAAUUUUUAAGUUAACAUAUCCAGCAUAUUGCAUGACUGUUUAGAAACUGGAUCUGGUUAGGCACACUUUUCGGGGUGUAGGAACGUCCUAAUAUUCAUUACAGAUUAAUAGAUUAACAGGUUAAUAUCUUAGUUUUCUCCCUGGCAUAGAUCUAAUAAAGCCAUAUUUUGAAAUACUGUAAAUCUAUAGUGAAUAUAGGGAAUAUAGGUGUCACGAUUGGGGGAACCCAACACGCUGGCACACACACACACACACAGAAAAGGUGCCGUACCGGACCUUAGAGUGGCCGGGCUAAGCACACACAGAAUAGUCAGGAGACAAGCCGAGUAAGGGGAACCAGAAGACAGAAUAACAUGAAACGAGCCGAGGUCAAAUAGUAGGAGAAAGUCACAGAGUCAGAUAAACAAGCCAGAGAGUACGUAACCAGAAGCACAAGGUAAGUAGCAAUACUAGCAAGCAAAGACCACAACAGGGCAGGGAGGAACAGGAAAGGUAAGUAUUUAAACCAUAAGGUUAAUUCUGAUUGGAUAAUUUCCAAUCAGAAUUAACAAUCACACGUGGGAGAAAUCUAAACCUCCCACUGUGAUUGAGGCACUGUGCCUUUACCGCCGGGUCAGGUGACUGACCCCGGCGUGUAAUAAUUUGGGCGGUCUCCCAGCGUGCAGCAUCAUGUAUGCUGCCGCUGGGGGACGUGUAGGAAAUGGCGGGCGGCAUCCAAGGCUGGAAGGAUGCCACUCGCCGAGCCCACGAGGAGGAGGGGACCGCGGACGGUUGGAGGGUGAGUACCGCGAGCGGAGUGCAGCCUCCCCUCGCAGCCGCCCGCGGGAUCCCGACAAUAGGGAAUAUAAGGAAUCUAUAGUGUUAGGAAUACAAAUCUGUAGAGCCCUCGUCUGAUUGACAGCCAGGGGGUGUAGCCAGGUAAAUUUAUAAAAGUACCAAUUUCAAUUUAAAUUGGCACUUUUUGUGAAAUUUAAAAAAAUAGACACACUCUUCACAAAUAAAGCAUUACAGCAAACUAAAGUGGUUUAUAGGUUCAGAGUGUCCAUUUAAAGACCCUGCUUUUUUUCUUUUUUAUAAUAAUUUUUAUUAUACAGAAUUUCUUAUUUUCUUACUUACAAAAAAAGACAAAACUAAAUAGAAAUGUGAUACACAUUAGUAGAAAUGAUGUCAUAUAAACGAGGACUGAGCAUAUUGACAUUACAUACACAAAAAAAGCCAGCAACAUUCAACAUCACGGCUAUGGAGCCACAUCCACCCAUUCUCAUUUAUUAUGGUGUGGUAAAUGCAAAUAUGGAACUUGCCUAGUACCUGGUCUUAAAUUAUAAAGUCUUAACCAAAUUAAUUAUAGAUAUUUGUUUGCGAUUUAUAUAGGGGUUGAUCAAAUGUAUGCCCUUCUCGAUCUCCAAGUGAAAUAUCAGUUGGUUUAUGAGAUGAUCUUUGGAUGGGACAAGAGUUUGUUUCCAAUAUCUUGCAAUUAUUACCUUUGCCGCCAUGAAGCAGUGUGUAAUUAAUUUUUUGGGGGAAUUCUUCUGCCAAUUAAAAUGUAACAGGGCAAUCUCAGAUUUUAUUAUCCAUUAUUACCCCUGUUAGUUCUCUGAUGUGUCAAAGACUAAACUGGUUAAUCCUAGAACAUCUCCACCAAAUAUGUCCCAAUAGUUCCGUCAUGUUGUAGACAUCUCCAACAUACAGAAGCAUUUGUAGGAGAUAUUUUGGAUAAUCUGGUAGGAACCAUAUACCAGCUAUAUAAAGUUUCUACGUGUGACAUACGGUUAUUAAGAUAAUGCACACAUUUUUUUAGCUUAGUAUAGGCCAACCUCCAGUCUUUACAUUGAAUGGAUACUGAGCAGUCACUUUCCCAUUUUUGUUUUAAAGCCGAGGGGAUGUAAAGAUCCCUCUUUCACUCUUUUCACCUUUAUCCAAAACGAUGGAACGGUGGGCAGUUUCCAGCUCAGUGAAUUUAUUAACCCUAACAUUUUAUCUCUCAGUAUGGGAUAAUCGGUGUGUUCCCCUACCUCCAAGGUUCUAAUCUAAAAGGUCAUUUUAUUUAGAUGUAUUAUUGCUAUGUAUAUAUACACAUCAGUUCCUAUUUUCAAUUUAUUUCGGGACUGAUUCAGAAAAUUGUUUGCAUCUAAUUAAGCAUAAGGUUAAUUAAGGCUAAUCAGGCUUCUUUUGACCCCAGCUUAGAUCAUUUAGGAAGCUCAUUAGAAACAUUAGUAAAUGGUUUGUAGAAUUUAUUUUCUAAAUGAAGAUAAAUUUGAGUUUUUUCCUGAAAUGUGGAGUUCAGAAAAUUAUCCCAAUGGAUGUGUACCAAUAUGUUGAAAUUUUCAAAAUAGAAUUAAGUUGGAAAAAAGUCUCCCGGGUAUCCAAAAUAUUUUUCCAGCACCACAAUUCAAGGUUAGUUUUUAAAUAGUUAUUCACAAUUUACUGACACAAAAAUAUUAAACAAAAAGCAAGGGUUUUGUCUCCUCUGAGAUUUCUUUAUGACUUGAUAUAUCUUGGUGUGAGUGAGAUUCAGUUCCCCCACAAUUCACUGUUAAGUGAAUAAACCCUUCUUUGUUCAGUUAAAAAGGGGUAAUGGACAGAAUUUUAAAAAAAUCUGACAAUUAAAUAACUCACGGCUCAGGGAGUUGCAUCUCUAAAGAUAAUUUUGCUUGGGGAGUGAGAAGGCACAGGUUUCACAAGUUCUGAUGGUCUAUGGCUGUGGUUGCCAGGUUGAUGGUCUAUGGCUGUGGUUGCCAGGCUAUUUUUAAGAGCUGACUGGUGGACCGCCAUAGUCUUGUACCCUCUUAGGUAUUAUAUUUAGAAUGAUCCCACAUCAGAAGCUUGUAACAUUCUUCCAUGGUUAAGCCCUAAAGUGUGUCCCGAAUUCAAAGUGAUUUUCUAAUUUUAGGUCAAAAUAAUCAAAUUGAAAAUAUUCUCCAAUGUUAUGAGUUCGGCUAUGUAGGAGUAAAAAUCUUAAAUUUCAGUAAGGCUUUUGACACUGUCUACUGCACCACCCUGGUCUAUUAUUUUAGUUACCCAGUCAAUAAAAAUCAAUUAGAUUAGUUUGCCAUGAUCUACCUGAAGUAAACCCAUGUUGUCUCUGAUCUUGAAAGCCAUGUGUUUAGAUGUUCAUCAAUCCUAUACUUUAACAUGGUUUCCAUCACUUUCCCCACUACUGAUGUAAGGCUUACUGGCCUAUAGUUGCCCAACUCUUGAUAUUUAAGAAUUAAUUUUGAACACAGAUAUUAUUGUCAUCAUGGUUUUAUGAAAGACAUGUCAUGCCAAAAUAACCUUAUUGCGUUCUAUGCAGAAAUUAGUGUACAUAUAGAUCAGGGUGUUCCAGUGGAUUUGAUCUAUUUGGAUUUUGCCAAUGCAUUUGACAUAGCUCCACACAAAAGGUUACCAUUAAACCUGAAAUCAGUUAGUGAAACAUCAUGUUCUUUGAUUGAAUAUUGGCAUAAAGUUAGAGCGCAAAGAAUAGUUGUAAUUACAGAUAGAUGUAAAGUCAUGCAUUUUUCAGAUAAGGAACUCACAAACCACUUAUACAUUAAAUUGGGUAGAGUUAGGGAUAACAUCAAAUGAAAAGGACUUAGGAACAAUGAUAGAUAACAAAUUAGGCAACAGUAUGCAAUGCUGGUCUGCCAUUGCAAAAGCUAGUAAGUGGCUAUCUUGUAUAAAAAGGGUUGUUGAUUUGCGCGAUCAAAACUAAUUUUGCCUUUUUCUAAAUCUAUGGAAAGACCCAAACCUUGAAUUUUGGUCACCAAUUUAAAAUAAUGAUACUGUAAAACAAGAAAAAGUGCUGAGACAAGUUUAUAAUUAAUUAUGAAGAAAGACAACGAAAUCUGUGUUUGUUUUCUUUAGAAAAAAAAAAGCAUAUCGGAGGGGAUUUGAUAUAUCUGUGCAAAUUUAUAUAGGGUCAGUACAAACCUGACAUUGUUCAUUAGCAGGAAUAUACAACAGACAAAAGGUCACACAUUGAGACUGGAAGAAAGGCAGGAAAGAAUUAUUUACAGUAAGAACAAUAAAUAUGGAAUUCUAUAGGUUACAUAGUUACAUCGUUACAUAGGUACAUCGGCUGAUAAGAGACCUGUGUCCAUCAAGUUCAGCCUUCCUCACAUUUGUUUUUGAUCCCCCCCAAAAAAGGAAAAAAAAACCCUGUUUGAACCCUUUUUGAAGAUAUGAGCCACAUCUGCCUUCCUUAAAUCCUUCAGUACAAUUCCUAAAGAAAAGAAUCGUGAAAGAUUAAAGAUUCACUAAUUUAACGACCUUUUUGCCUUCUUAUGGAUCAACAGCAUGAAGGAAUAAGUUUUAGAUGUUGAACUUGGUGGACUUUAGUCUUUUUUUUAACCUAGAUUACUAUGUAAACAAUUUAAUAUAAUGAAAUUAUUACUUCAUGCAAUAAGAAUGUGGGGUGUUAUGUAAAAACAAAAAGAACAACUAUGAGGUUUAUGUAUACAGAGAUCAAAAUCAGAUGGUAUGACUUCAUUCAAUAGCCCUAUGGUGAUGGGACUUCGUUUUUAGAAAUAUGUCUUCGUCUUCAAUUGAAUCGUGAUUCGUAAGAAUUUUGGUUCCCAAAACGCAACAUGGACAAAUCCCAAGCCGAAAACAAAAUAGUUUUUCGGAUAAAUUGGCUUGUUGUGGCGGACCGCCUGGCACCCUGACUGGGUGUCCCCACCAAUCACUGCUUCCUAGUGUUUACCGAGUACCACAAGCACCGCACCAGACAUCAGCACUGUAGUCCCCACUUCCAGUGUUACAGCUUGGUUGGGGUCUCGCUGUCCUCCACCCACCCUGGGCCCAAGACCAGGAUCCAGCUUCCAGUGGGUAGACAUCUCCUCCACAAGAGUGUAGCAAUAUGCUCUUAAAAGAGCAAGUGAUUAUAAUACCAGGGGAGUAUAGUGAUAUGGAAAUCCCCAGAGUGAUUCAGCCGUUCUCCCCCACACAUGAGAUGAAACUCUAUGUUGAGGGUAAGCAGGAACUGAUUUUAAUGGGACCACAACUGGCCUUAUUUGACAGUCCCCAUGCAAGGGGCACUUCCCCCUGGAUCUGAGAGUAAACCACAGUAGAAACAAAUACACAAUCACAUUGGCUCUCAGAUCCAGGACACUCCCAUACAAUCUAGGUCAAUCCCUCCUCUGUACCUGGGAGAUAAUUGAGUCAAGUACUAUAUUAACUCAAUUAUCUCCAGACACAAAAACACACAUUUUACAAAACUCCCAAAAUACCCGUAAAACACAUGAAACCCCCUCAAAAGUCACAUACCCUGAUAGCCCUGAUCUGGGUGACCAACAUACCCAAAAAUCACCCAGAUCGGUUCAAGGGUUCAGGAAUUUCCUGGAAAUCAAAGUUUGACCGACCGCAUGCAUGGUCCUAUGCCCAAAACAGUUCCAUAGAAUCGCGGCUAAGUGCCGCUGGGGACAGACCGGGAACCGCAUUUUCCACCUAUAUAUUGCUCUAACAUUUGACAUUAAUGUAGAAUUCUAAAAAAAAAAACCAUGUUUUAAAAUUGGUUAUAAUUAUGUACUUUCCUACCACGAUGUGCUUCAGCAACUCACAAGGAAGGUGUGAACAAAUCCCAGUUUGAAACCAAAUGCACAAGUCUGGUCCCCAAGAUAUACUUGGAAACUAUUGAGAAGCCAUUUGUAGCUCAACUGAAUAAAUACUUUGAAAUUAUUAAAACAAGGUCUUAGGUCCCAUCAUAAGGUUUCUCCCUUUCACAUGGCAAAAGAGCAAAUCCUCUAAUCUCCAGAUAGUACUUUAUAACUUUAUAUUACUUUAUAGCAGAAGGUAAAUGAGGAAUCCCUCUUCCUGCGGGGUUUUCCUAUAGAAGUAAAGUAAGAUUUAGGAGGAAAUAUGCCUUCUUCUAGGAGAUCCAAACAUCUCUUGCAUUAAAAUAUGAUGGUAAUACCCCAAGGAUACAAUAUACCCAGAGCCAGAGUUCUUACCGAGUUCUGGGUUUUUACUGGAAGGCUAAUUCAGAUAUCUCCGCCUUCCUACCUUCAGGUUAAAAUCAUGUUUUCUUUACCUUUUUCUGUCUAUUACAAACUUUUUCUUCAGCUGAAUUCAAACUGGCCCUGUUCUCUUUGUAAUUCUGAUACAAAACAAUAGUUAACUGGAUGUUGUCUAUAUGUUUGCUUGUUUUUGUUACAAUAUCAUUAAUAGGUUGAAAAUUGAUGUAAUAAGUAUGUUCUUGCCCAAACAUAUCUACUUACCUUUUGCCGAUGGACUGGUAGUACAUGUCUACCAACUAGAAACUAAAAAUAAUGUCAACCAAGGAAAAUAAACAAAACAAAAAACGUUUGGUCUAUUUCCACAUUAGGCAUAGACACCCCACACAAAAAUAAAACAGACGUUGACUAUAGCUCUUGGUAUUCAGCUAACAAGGUGGUAGAUUGUCCUCCCUCUUACCAAACCUCUUUUUUUCAACAGUAAAUACCAUUUCUUUGAUACUGUUUUCAUAUCGUAUCCUUCCUGUUAAACACAAAACAAGAACAGAUACAUGUUUUAUUUACUUUUUAUCGAAAAGUUUUGAAUUGUAAAUUAAUUUGCACAUAUUUCAUUAUGUUGUAUGCUUUAUGAUAAUAUCUGCAAGUAAAUGACUCUCUCAUAUUAUUUGACUACUGUGAGCUAUAUCACUUUAAAAAACAAAAACUGGGAUGAUGACAUUACAAACACUACAAGUAUUGCUGAGGUAAAUUAAAGCCAAUACAUUUGAAAUUUAUUUUAUGUAAUUGGUUUGUAAGCUUAUCUGAACACGGCCUUCUUCACUCCUUUCUGUAAUUGUCUGAGGCUAUGGAUUAUGUUGGAUCUAUAUAAAUACUAAUAAUAACAGACCGUAGACUAGUUUAUAAAGUACUCCAUUGAUUACACUUUUCCUUUCUUCUUUUACAUACAUUUUAAAACAUGACAUAUAAAAUAGUUUGAUUAUGAUUAAUGGAAAACUCAAUUGGGGCUUGCUGACCUGCAGCCUUUAUAAGCCCUCACUUUUUUCCCUGUAACAGUCUCGCUAGGGAUUUAGAGCCGUUUCAUGUGUGUAGCAGUGCACAACAUUCCAGAGAUGGGUACCUAACCUACCUGAGCCUGAAAUCUGAUUGACAGCCAGGGCUGUAUUACUGCAGUUAUUACCUAAAAGAAAAUUUGGCACUUUUAUAAACUGCCAUUAAAAUGAACUUAUCCUGACACACAAAACAAGAUGAAGUGUUUAUGUGUGUGGAGUGCUUGUUUAAGGCCAGAUGUCAUCAAUAAACCGGCAAAAUUGAUAGGUUAGUUGGUUGAUCACAACUUAGCAAGUAAAUUCUAAAUGGCAUUAUCUUUCAAAACAUUUAGUGACAAAUUAACUCAGUUGCAAAUGAUAAAACAUUAUGACUCACGUCACCGUACCAUAUGGAAUAACUGAGAAAAUGAAUCAAAAGAAAUCUUCAAUAAUAUCUGUUCAUCUGGAUGUGACCCCAAGAAUUCUAAAAUGCAUUUUAUAGAUUCUAUUUCUGUUUUCAGGAAUUAGCUAAGCAAUACCCCUCAUCCUCAGUCAUUACGCUUCCUGAAUAUUUCAUUGAUCUUGUCGUGUUGACAAGUUGCGUAUGUUUUAAGUGCUUCACAAUGCAAUCAAUACAUUUCCUACGCUUUAAUUUUCAGGACGAGAGGAUUACACUUAAUGUUGCAAAGCAUCUUUCGAAGUGACUCUACUAAAUUCGUGAUUAUUUGCUACUUGCUCUGUCCACUUAUCAUGUCUGCUGAUUUAUUUGCUGGAUGAGUGGCAUUAGAGUUGCAGUUCACAGUAGCUGUAGUAAUGACACAUUCAAAAUAAAAGCUGCAGUUCUCAGUCAGAAAACACUAUGAAACAAACUGAGUAUGUAACUACUUACAAGAGAAAAUCAUUAGCAAUGCCAGCAUGUGACACAGAAAGAGUAGGAAGAAAUGACUGUCCACCUACUAGUCAAUAAUAUUUUGUUCUAUCAUGCCGCUCGCAUAGUUGCCAACAUUUGAAAAAAAAUCCAGGGACAAUUUGUGCAAACAAGCAUACAAAUGUACACAGAUACACAUAUACACCAUGGCACACGCCCAGUACAUACAGUGAUAAAUUGACACACAAACACACACAUAGACACACAAACACACACAUAGACAAACACCAUAGCACACACCAAGUACAUACAGUGACAAACUGACACACAGAUAAACACAAUAACACACCCAACCCAGUACAUGCAGUGACAAACUGACACACAAACAAACACAGUGAUAUAUACUCAUUACAUACAGUGACAAACUGACACACACAGGUGAAUACAAUGACACACACCCAAUACACUCAGUGACAAACUGACGCACACAGAAAACCCCAAUGACACACACCAAGUACAUACAGUGACAAACUGGAAUGGCUACAUGAGUUCCGAUACUGGAAUGCGUGACAAAUACUUGAACUCGUUUUUGCUGAUACAGGAGCCCAAUGCAUGGGACUAUGAUGAAAAACUCUGAACAGUUGGCCACUAUGCUUUAUAGUUUGGUGAAAGAGAAACUGUCAUGGUCCCACCUCCAUGGCUGAGAUCAUAAGUCUUGACGAUCUCAGCCUAUCCAAUGCUUUCCCAAAGGAAAGCAUUGUGAGGCUAUUAUGCGUGUGCUCCAAAAUGCAGUGCUGCGCCAAUCAGCAUCUCCUCAUAGAGGUGCAUUGAAUCAAUGCAUCUCUAUGGGGAACUUUCAGAGUGUGGAGAUGCUGAAUGCACAAUGUUCAGCACUGGGCUAGGAAGCACCCCUGAGUGACUGCCACAAGAGGUGAUACUUGGCAACAAUGUAAACACUGACUUUUCUCUGUAAAGGCAGCAUUUACAUUAAAAAGCCUGCGGGGACAGGCUAUAGACACCAGAACAACUACAUUAAGCUGUAGUGGUUCUGGUAACUAUAGUGUCCCUUUAAUAUUUUGAAUAAGCUUUAAAAAUUACGCAAUGUUAUUAAAAUAUUUUUAAAAAGCCUGCGGGGACAGGCUAUAGACACCAGAACAACUACAUUAAGCUGUAGUGGUUCUGGUAACUAUAGUGUCCCUUUAAUAUUUUGAAUAAGCUUUAAAAAUUACGCAAUGUUAUUAAAAUAUUUUUAAAAAGCCUGCGGGGACAGGCUAUAGACACCAGAACAACUACAUUAAGCUGUAGUGGUUCUGGUAACUAUAGUGUCCCUUUAAUAUUUUGAAUAAGCUUUAAAAAUUACGCAAUGUUAUUAAAAUAUUUUAAAAAAUUCAUAUUUUGAUAGUUUUUAAAAUAUUGAUAUUUUUAUAUAUGAUAUAUUUUUAUAUAAUUCUUUAUUUUUGUAGUGCAUUGUCGUUACUCAGAGACACCAAGACAUUGCAAAGUGUAACAGUAAAUAAUAGCCACAAAGAACAAUACAUGUCUGCAUCGAUGCACAUAUUAUAAUUACAAAGUUAUAGUAUAUCAAGCUGUGUAUUCAGUGCUGGUAAGCUACUAUAAGGAUUAUUGUAAGAGCAUCGUUAUUUUAACUAAGAACAAGUUGACAGUUACGUGUUCUCAAGGUGAAUGAGAAAAACAUGUAUAACAGUUGCGUAAGUUAGUCAACUCUGCAGUAUACAGGUCUGUAUCUAAACCGUUAUAAAGCUAUGAAUCCAAAAAGUGUGACUCCUCCCGGCUGCGUAUAAUUUAUACCCCUAACUUGGAGGGUAAUGGUGGGGAGCGGGGUGGCGAGGAGUAUUUUCUUUGCAGGAACAAAAGUACUAGCAACCUUGGGAUGGAAAAGUGGCAGGGUGUUAACCAGAGUGCACAGCGAUGGUAUGGAGCGGGUAUAGACUUGGGCUCCGUUUAAAGGUAGGAGUAGGAACACUAAGCAAUUCUGCAUAGGUUGCGUGGUAGCUCCGCCCACAUGAUAUAUUUUUAAUAUUUAAAAAAACAAAAAUUAAAUUGUAGUAAAUUUAACGCAAUUGUGAACUUUAGGUAAACUGCUGAUUUGUAAAUAAAUUUAUUAAAAUGUUUUUCAUAAUAUUAAAUAAUUUUAAAACUUUAUCCAAUAAUAUUAAAUCAUUUGGAAAGCGAAAUACUAGUGAAAAUAAUGUUAACCCACAGUACGACACAUGUAUGUAUACUUGCAAUUCCGUAAUUAUACACUGGUGGUAUCUGCAAAUUGGAGACAAAAAGAAACACAAGAAGCACUCCUAGUGCAAUAAAGUUAGAAAGAUAAAACAAAUAUGUAAAAACCCUCUGUAGGUAUUGAACUCACAAGUUGAGAGUGGUAAUAGCGCCACUGGUAAUAACGCCAAGGGAGGAUCAGUCCCUAGAGUACGUGGGAUCUAACAGAUGCUCUGGUGACUCGGGUAACAGGUAAAACAACUCCUUUAUUAUAAGCCUUAGAAACACAUAUAGCAGCAAAAUAAGCCCACCGUCUGCUCACCAACCCCCUGGUAGGAUAUAGCCGCCGUCCUUCUCCUUCAGAUCAUGGCUGGUCUCGCCGGUGUACAAGCUUCCAACAUUGCCCGUGGCGUGUUUCGCCCCUCCUCCUGGGGCUUUCUCAAACAAGCAGUCCAGUACAAACAUGCUUUAACUUCUGUAGAAAAAUAAUUUGUAACUUUUAUACUAAAAUUUUAAAUCAUUUAAAAAGCGUAUAAAAAAUACGUAUAUAAAAUAUUAAAUUGUGGCCAUAAUUACACUAACUUAUUCUGAAGAAAGAGUAUAAAAUCCAUUGAUGCAUUUGAAGGUAAGGAUAGAUUGCCAAGGGAGAUUUGAUAUUUUCUAUAUAAGUGUUUGCUAUAUCUGCUGAGCAUUGUAUGAGAAUUUGGGUCCGCUCACUUAAUCCUGUAUUUUUAUUUAUAUUUAUAUUUGGAUAAAAAAAUUGUUUUUCAAAAAUAGUAAAAAAGCAACAGAUAUAUAACAUAUGAAAUAAUAUAUCAAUAUAUAAACAAAUAGAAUAAUAUUAAAAUAUUUUUCAGAAUAUAAAUUGUUUUUAAACUUUAUCCAAAAAUAUUAAAUUGAGGCCUUAAUUUUUACGAUGUUGACUGGAGUUUAUAGUUGAUGGAAAGAGCUGGAUUUAGCGUUCUGCUCCAGGAAGCAAAAUUACUGUUUUUCCAUUGACACAUUGUACCAAGACACUCAUAUUUUUUUUUUCUAUUUAUAUCAGUACCUCUUACCAGACAUUAAACAAACCUAAACAUGUGACAAGUCAGAGAAAUAGACAAUAUUGUGUAACUAGCUAAUUAAAGCAUUUAGCGUUGGAUGUUGUAUUUACAUAUAAAAAGCAAUUUUCCAUCACUUAACAUGGAAAUUGUCUGUUUCAGAUGAAGGAAUUAUACUGUUUGUACCGGAACCACUGGUCAAUGCUACAGUGUCACACAAUGUCUUAUUAUCGGUGCAAUACAUAUGUAAUGGGACACCAUCGAUAGAAUGGCAGCAUACAUCAAACUGGCGGAGUGAACGCAUUAUAGAUUGGAGGACGGGGUUCUAUUUUAAUAUCUCAAAAGGUUAUGCUGGCAGAGUUAAGGUGUAUGAUAAUGGCUCUAUCCUGCUGGAGGAUGUCGGAGUGAAAGACACUGGGUAUUACGUGGUCACUGUCACCGAGGAUUAUGGGAACACUAAGCACGGCACCAUCUUUCUCAGUGUUCAUGGUACGUAUUCCAAAUUCAUUGUUUCCCAUCCCUCAUUUCCAACUGCAAAGUGGAAUCACAAUGUGUAUCCAUUCUUUCCGCAGAGAUCCUCUAUGAAGAUUUCUAUUUUGUAGCAGUAUUUAUCGCCUUCCUGGCGGCAGGCGCCGCCGUUUUGAUCUGCCUCAUGUGGCUUUGCAAUAAAUGUAUAACUGUUGUUCAGAAGAGGAAGCAAAGUCGAAGAGGUAGAAGUAUUUAUCUUUUAUUUAACUUUCAGGGUUUUAUUGCAAACAUGCUGUUUACUCACCAAUCCCAAACAUACCAAGUUUAAGUGAUUUCAAAGUGAGUACAGUUAAGAAACAUGUCAAGCUUAAUAAUUACUUGAGCCCGUCUAGUGGUUAUAGUGUCAAGAGUGCCCUGGUGUCAUCCAACAGUAAGAUGUAAAACUGUUUUUGGCAUGGUUUGCCGACUAACCUAAAUUCCCGCUCUAAGUCAGCAACAUCGAGAAGCCAAAUUUCUCUUCAGUCGCUACAUUGGCCUGUAGUGAUUAUGGACCUUGAAUUAUCCUCUUUUUUAAGGUUAAAAUAGUCUGGUGUUCCUUAAACCAGCUUUCAGUAACUACCAACAAUUCAAUAUUUCUUCACAAAUACACAAGAACACAAUUUGGUAACAUCAGGGGCUUGGGUCGUACUCAAGGUAUUGCUGGAGGUAUAAUGGAUUGUUUAGAAGUGUUGUGACCUUUUAACAGCUGAAACUCUUAGCAAGAUCAAUGCUACUCGGUGGUACUCGGUGGAGUUUUUUUUAUAUCCGAAUGGCUUUUACCCUGUUGGUUUAAAUAUUGCAAAGGUUCACUAUUGAGUUCUAUUGACAUGACAUUCAGUGCACAACAAAAUAAAUGUUAUGUUUCUUUCAGCCAAUAAAACACACUGAUGAUAUAAGAUGCAGAUUUGUUAUCCUAAACAUUUUGUUAAAUACAUUUUUAUUCAGACUGUCAGGCAGAAAAGCAAUUACAUUAGCAUUGAAAUAGAAACAACACAGAGGACGUUCCAGUUGGUACAUGCAGCAUAAUACAGAAAAUAGAUUUUCAAGGUAACAUUCUAUUUUCUAACAAAAAAAAAAAAACAUAAGGUGUAUUGCUUAAUGUAACACUGUAGGCUGAAUAAAAUGCACUCCGUAUGGACCUAAAGACUAUGAAAAUGAUACAUAAUAAUUAGUGUGAUCAAGAUUUUAUUAAAGACACGGAGGCGAGUAUUAUGCUCCACUCUUUCUUUAAUUCCCUCAGCAGCAAAGAAACAUUAUUUGAAAAAGAUAACAUCUGAACAGGUAUAAACAUCAUAAUGAUAAUGUCCGCCUAGCAACAUGACCCUCCAAUCAGUGACAUCCUUCUCCUAUAGUAGGCGGAACAUCGAUUACCAUUUCCUCUUUCUUUGCUGCUUCCCUCAGUUAAGUACACCUCUCACAAUUCUCCUGUGAUUGUUUCAUAUACUAUUUGUUUUCUGUUACAUUUAAUGUUUUUAUCUUACUGUACCUUUAAAUGCUCAUUCUUAUUUUUAGUGGUACCUUUAAAUUUUAAACUUAUUUUUGUGUUUGCUUAUUUUAUAUUACACUGGAUUCCCUGCAAUUCCACAUACAUAUUGUACAUAUAUACACCCAAUACAUUGUCCUUCCCUGUGCUACUGCACAUUAUCUGCUUUCACCCAUUAUUGCACCAAACGAUGGUUUUCGCGGGCGGUUGGACUCCCACUCAGCCGCGCAUGCGCGUCUCGUCAGAGACCCCCAGCGGUCAUUUUGCGAACCAGUUGGUUGUGCGGUGGGACAAAAAUUCAGAUUGCGCAUUCAAUCAUUAUCUCUGACAUGAUCGUUAGUCAUGUCACCACUGCGGCCACCUCGCUUCACAUUAGCGAUCCAUUUUUAACCGCGAUGAGCAUCUGUUUGGUGCCCGUUUUCGCGGCGGCCAUUUUCUGCAAGGCCCUUCCCGCCUUUUUUACUCUGACACGCCCACUCCGCCCUCUGGUCGGAGUGGGUGUCCAGAAUUAGUGGCAGGCGGUUCUCUGUGCUUUGCUCUCCCCCUUGUAGCUGUGAGUAGUUGGCAUUGUUACAAUAUUUAUUUCUAUUUGGCUAUAGUCAAUUUAUCUGGGUUACUUAAUCCAGUUCCUCUGAUUUCUUAUCAAUAAAAUACCUGGUUUAACUAUAAUACUUGGCUUUACCAUUAGUACUAUUUUCUAAAAACAAUAUGCAGUCAUCCAAUAAUUUGCCUGGGCCAUCUGGGGUACAAUCUAAACCCCAAGCUUUCCUGGUUUUACCUCAUAUGAUUUCUGGGGAUGAGGCUGAAUUCCCAGCUUCUGAAGAAAUUCAGGCAAUAAUGGACACUACUGUGUCAAAAGCCCUGGCAUCUGCUAUGGACAUUAUGUCCUCAUCUAUCUCAAAAUCAUUCUCACAAGCGAUUUUACAAGCCCAAUCUGCGGUCCCUCCGGCAGCUAUACCAGCCGCGAUACCCACGGUCUCUCAUCCUACACACCCCGGCCGCAAGGCCUCGGCCAAAGUAAAGCACUCAUCCAAAAAAAUGAUGGACAGUUCUAAACCUGUCACUGAUGGCGCACAUAAUGAUCCACCGCGCAAGAGAGCCUCUAGCCGGGCAAAAGUGGCUAGGUAUUGGAAAUGGGCAAAAGCCCAGCAAGAUUACACUGAGUCUGAACUCAGUUCAGAUGAGGAGAGUGCAUUUUCACUGAACUCAGACCACUCAAAUGAUUUAUCUGAUUUAGAUUCAGACUACGAAUUUGGUGAGGAUUCAAAAGCCUCUACUGACUUGCAAACCACAGACACGUCUAAAUCUGAUCUAAUUAAAGAGGGCAAAAUACUCGACCCACAGGGCGAACCCUUAUUUGAACCUAAUGACUUACGUCACCCCUGCUCAGCGGAAUGGUCAUCGGCUGAACAUGUGGCGCAAUAUGUCGCAUCCCGGGUCCGCAAGCCCCUAGAUAAAGCGGCCCGAAACAAAUUAAGGGCGGAAUGCCCACGCCCCACUGUACCUGACGAGGUUUGUAAGACCACCCAAGUUGAUCCCCAAAUUAUCCAGUUCCUAAGCAAAACUGGAUGGAAGCCUAAAAAAGGCUUAGACUUCUCAUUAUAUAACUGCCAAGAUAAGGUUCUAGAUAUUCUAGGCCCAGCAACCAAAAUAUUUGAAGCUGUAGAAGAAUCCUUGGCCAAGGAUGAGGUCCUAGAUCGGUUCACAAUUAGGGGUUGGAUCCAAAGAAUAAUAUGCCUAAUUGGCAGUGCUAAUACCGCUCUUGCCACAGAGCGCCGUAAAUCAAUCCUAUUAAAAAUAGAACCCAAGCUCAUUAACAUGGCAAUUACAGAACCAGGCCCUCAAGCCAAAGGUCUACUGUUUGGAGAUUCAUUUGUUAAAGAGGCACAUACGUCCAAACUUUUACUGCCUUGGACAAGGCGCAAUUAAAUAUUAAAAGGGUGUUUCACCCAAAGGUUUUUCCUGGGGCCAUCUGUCCGGCAGAUUUAAUAGAGGUUCACUCCCGAACCGAGGCUCCUACAUGGAGAGACCCCCCUUUCCAGAACAGAGGUCCGCCCCGACCUUCUUUCCCCAAAGAGGCAGACCAUGGGUGUCGAGAGGAUCACGAGGCGCUCCUUCUGGAAGACGUCCUUACGGUAAGCUACCUACCUCGUUUUUUCUUCACCUAAAGCAACAGGGGGCAGACUCACACAUUUUUCCCAUAUCUGGGCUCUCAUUACUUCAGAUGCCUAGAUACUCAGGGCAGUCCAACGAUAUCUCAUAGACUUUGUGUUUCUACCCAUCCAGAUUGUUUGUUUUUUCCCGGUCAGACACAAUCCUUGUCUCUGAGGAAAUCCAAGAGUUGGCACUCAAAGGGGCUAUUCUAGAAAUCCCGAUGCAUACCCCGGGUUUUGUGAGCAAAAGUAAGCUACCACCAUUUCAAAAUGGAAGGCAUUCAUUGCCUACGGGAUUUGCUCCAACCAUCAGACUGGAUGGUAAAACUCGAUCUGAGACGCUUAUCAGGAUUUCCUGCAAUUCACAUGACAAGGAAGGAAAUGGCGGUUCCGCUGCCUUCCCUUCGGUUUCUCUUCUGCGCCUUGGUACUUCACCAAGCUCAUGAAACCAGUUAUUGCGCUUCUGCGCAGUCGGGGGAUUCGUCUAAUCAUUUACUUAGACGACAUCCUACUGCUAUCCCAAUUGGUGCCCCUACUGCAUACUCAGUACCUUACUACAGAACCUGAGAUUCAUUAUCAACUGGAAAAAUCCAUACUAGUUCCCACUCAGCAAAUAUAGUUCCUAGGCCUCCUAGUGGAUUCGGUGAUGCAAACCCUAUUUUUACCUACCUCCAAAAUGAGGAGUAUCAAAAAAGAGAUAAGGCGUGUUCUGGCCUCCCCUCAACUAUCUCUCAAGCACCUGGCCCGUGUCAUCUGGCUCCUGGCUGCCUCUAUACAGGCCAUAUUUCCAGGCCCCCUUCACUACAGAGCCCUCCAACGCCUACAGGCAACAUACCUCAGGAGCGGCGCCUCAAACGAGGAUUCUCUGACACUAGAUGCAGAAGCAAAGGAAGAACUCCACUGGUGGCUCGUACACAUGGAGGCGUGGAAUGGCAAAGCCAUUUUCGGUUCGGCUCCAGAUGUAGUCAUAGAGUCAGACGCGAGCUCUUAUGGGUGGGGAGCUCGUUGCGGAGAUGUCUCCGCAGGCGGGCGAUGCUCGGAAUUAGAGUCCACCUUACAUAUAAAUUGCUUAGAACUCCUGGCGGGGUCGCGAGCCUAUCCCCAACCCUAUCCCAGUGCUCAAUUCUGUUGAAGACGGACAACAUCUCGGCUGUCCGUUAUAUAAAGCAUCUGGGAGGCACGAGGUCCAAAGUCCUAGCAAAUCUGGCUCGAGACUUCUGGCAAUUUUGCCUUCAACACAACAUUGCUGUCAAAGCAGAAUAUCUACCAGGGUUAUCCAACACUACAGCGGAUUGGUAUUCCCACCAUCUGCAGGAUUCCAGCGACUGGCACCUCGAUCCCCAUACCUUCCAGUACCUCUGGGACUUAUGGGGUCCUCUAGCAAUAGACUUGUUUGCCUCUCACUUGAAUACCCAACUUCCGAACUUUUUCAGUUGGAGGCCAGACCCGAAAGCUUUGGCUAUGAAUGCAUUCUCCCAAGACUGGUCCACCACCAGGAACUAUGCAUUCCCUCCAUUCGUCCUUAUCCCUCGUUGCCUGCUUCACCUGCGGCGCCACUUGGGCUGCCUAGUGAUAAAAACCUCCCUCUGGCUGUCACAACCCUGGUUCCCUCCGUAACUAGACAUGGCUAUAGAUCACCCAAGACUCCCACUCCCUCCUGCGGUACCCCGACGGGGCCCCCCACCCCCUGAUCCUUCAGGAUCUCCUUCACCUCACUGCAUUGCUAAUUUCCGGGGACCCUGGGCAAUCGAGGGACUUUCGCAAUCGACUCUCCAACUUCUCGAGGGCGCAUGGGCCCCCGGCAUGAGACAGUCUUGCAAGUCUGCUUGGCGCACAUGGGAUGAUUGGUGCGUGGCAAGAGGUGUGGAUCCCCUAUCAACUCCUGUGACAACAGUCCUCCAAUUCUUAACUUCCCUCUGUGAGAAUGGGAAAGCUUAUCGGAUGGUAAACCUCUACCACUCAGCGAUUUCAGCCGGCCACACCGGCAUUGAUGGUACCCCGGUAGGACAACACCCUACCGGGUGUCUGUCGCCUCCUCCGCAGCAUCAGCUUCGCAAGGCCACCUUUAUCUUGUUAUUCAUCCCUAUGGGACAUCUCCCUGGUAUUGAAUUUCCUGACUAUGUGGCCAGACAACGAGGCUUUAUCCCUGAAACAACUCUCGGCUAAACUGGUCAUGCUAUUGUGCCUAAUCUCAUGUAAAAGAGUAUCAGACGUUAGAGCACUCGAUUUCAAUGCCCACUCCUUCUCCCCAGACGGAGUCAUUUUUUACAUCUCACGGAGGACAAAAUCAUCCUCCUGGUCGGUCCGAUAUCCGGCUUUCCCCACAAAGCCGCUCCUCUGCCCGGUAGCGCGUCUCAGGGUGUACGAAGCUCGUACCGCGCCCCUCUGGACUGGUUCGGAACCCCAGCUCUUUAUCUCCUUUCGCAAACCGCAUGCUCCGGUAUCCUCUCCCACCCUGGCCUGCUGGGUCAAGUGGCUCAUGUCCUUGGCAGGCAUUGAUGCCUCUAUAUUUUCUCCUCAUUCAGUUCGCGGUGCCAUGGCCUCCAAAGCUUCCUUUGUUGGUUGUCGUUUGGAGGAUAUUUUGAAAGCAGCCGAUUGGUCCACGGAAUCUACUUUCCGUAACUUCUAUUUCAAACCAAUCCAGCAUUUCGCAAAAGCCGUGAUAUCACCGCUUUGAAAUAGCAUAAAAGGAGCCUCCGGGUCUUUAAUAAAAUUCAAGGAUUUUACUAUUAUCAUGACGGAAAGUCAUGAUUUUAUUAAAGACACGGAGGCUAGUAUUAUCCCACCCACCCGCCCUUGGAUGGCUUGGAUAUGAGUUAAGGUAAGUUACAGACCUCCCCAUGGUAAGUUCAAUUUGCCACUACUGAUGCCAUCACAUUCCUACAUUGCUCUAGGGCAUUAUUUAAUGAUGGACUUUAUUUGUCACUGUUAUCUUCAGGCUGGUAGUUUCAUCAUACUACAUUUAUGAAUUAUUAUCAAUGUUUAAUCAGAUGAUCAGUCCUCUAUAUAUGCUGGCAAACCUCGAUUUCUGGACAUUACCAUAUUUUCUUGUUUCUUUUAGCGUGACUUGGUUGAAAUAAGUCUCUGAAGCAAAUUCAUAGUUCCAGUUCGUUUGUUUGUCCAUUCCUUGUUCGGAGUUGAUUUAUUCUUUGGGAUUCGCAAGAAAGAGGAAAUGGUCAUCAAUGCUCCGCCUACUAUAUGGGAACGAUGUCACUGAUUGGAGGGUCAUGUUGCUAGGCGGACAUUAUCAUUAUGAUGUUUAUACCUGUUCAAAUGUUAUCUUUUUCAAAUAAUGUUUCUUUGAUGCUGAGGGAAUUAAAGAAAGAGUGGAGCAUAAUACUCGCCUCCGUGUCUUUAAUAAAAUUAUGACUUUCCGUCAUGAUAAUUGUAAAAUCCUUGAAUUUAUAGACUCAAUCUCUUCGUCAAAAAAGGCUAUGGUGAAGUAUUGGUUGAACAAACAAACAAAAAUAAGCCUUGACAAUAGUUAUUUGUCAGUCUCAACAUUACAUCACUUAAGUAGGAGACCAUCUUGUAUAACAAAAGUGGAUGUUAAAAACGUGUCCUAGUAUAACGUUAUUGUAUGUGUGGGUCCCUCUAGAUUAAAAAAGAAGUGUCAUACUCUAUUUUGAUGGAUGUAAAAAUCUCAAUAUAUAGAAUAUUAAUUGUCUUUAAUUGUUAAAGAGGUUAUGCUUCCUUUGAAGCGGAAGGUAUCCCUAAAUCAAUGUGACUCCAAAUGCUAAACAUUUUUGCAGCUUCAUUUAAGAGCCUGGGCUCCCUUUAAUACUUGACAUUUUCUGUGCAAUGUGACUUUGUGAGUUGCAUGGUUUAAUGCCUCUAUGUUUUGAUCUUUUUCAUCGUCUUGUUUAAUUGUCUAAAACCAAGUAUAUUGAUUUGACGUGGUUAUUUCAUGUGUAACACGCAUUGAUAUAGAUAUUUUUCUUAUAUGCACAGUAUCUGCAAUUUCAUUGGCAUUUUCAAUAAAGAAAAAAAUAGAAAACAGAAAUUGAUCAAUGAAGCAUUCAUUAAAAGCUGCAUGUAAAGGCUGUAUGUUGCAGGAAUCAAUUCAAUUCUUGAAGUUGACAACAGCAUUAAUAUUGUACCUCUUAUUAGGCUCAUAGUGACAUGGCACAAGUGGUAGUGACUUAGUAAGUAAAGAUAGUGACUUAGUAUGUAGUGAUAGCAACUUAGUAAGUAAAGAUAGCGACUUAGUAUGUAGUGAUAGCGACUUAGUAAGUAAAGAUAGCGACUUAGUAUGUAGUGAUAGUGACUUAGUAAGUAAAGAUAGCGACUUAGUAUGUAGUGAUAAUAGUUUAGCCUAUAGUAAUAUUCACUUAGCAUGUAGUGAUAGUGACUUAGCAUGUAGAAAUAUUAACCUAGCAUGUAGUGAUAGUGGCUUAGUAUGUAGUGAUAGCGACUUAGUAAGUAAAGAUAGCGACUUAGUAUGUAGUGAUAAUAGUUUAGCCUAUAGUAAUAUUCACUUAGCAUGUAGUGAUAGUGACUUAGCAUGUAGAAAUAUUAACCUAGCAUGUAGUCAUAGUGGCUUAGUAUGUAGUGAUAGUGACUUAGUAUGUAGUAAUGGUGACUUAGUAUAUAGCGAUACUAACUUAGUGUGUAGUUAUAGUGACUUAGUAUGUAGUGAUAGUGGCUUAGAAUGUAGUGAUAUUGGCUUAGCAUCUAGUGAUAAUGGCUUAGCCUAUAGUGAUAGUGCCUUAGCAUGUAGUAAUAGUGGCUUAGUAUGUAGCAAAAAAAAUACAUAAAUACAUUAGAUUUGUGACAUAAUAAAAUAAUACCUGCGAGUUGUAAAUAGAACAUGUUUGUUAUGUUGUUUUGGUUUUUUGCUCAUAUCGUUGUCUGGUAUCACGUAUAUUAUCAGCUAUCAACGUAUCAAAUAUUCGUGUAAAGUAAAUGGUAGAGUCACUGAUGACACACAAGCAUUAAUAAAGGCUUAGAUCAAUGCUAAUGGUAUUUCCGAGACUGGCCGGCCAUCAAUACACAUUACUAUCGCACUUUAUAUGUCUCUAAGGUCACAGUCCCAAACUGGUGGGAAUUAUCUUUGUUUAUACUCAGAAAAGUGUGAUGAAAAGAACAAAUUAUAUAUUUUUUAGCUGUUUACUGUUUCUUUCUGUUUCUAAUAGAAGAAGAGAUUGAAUUGAGAAUAAUUUCAGAAUAAAUGAAGGACCUAUUUUUCUGGAGUCUACCUCAAGAUCCAAGUGUAAACAUAAAUUAAAGGUUCAUAAAUAAAGACUAUUAAUUUAAUUCACCGUUUGGUAGGAGAUCUGUUUUAUCUAUAUGCACUGAGAAAACCGAUUUGAACAUUUAGUAUGUGAAAGACAUUUUUGUGAAAAGAAGGGGAAAAAUCUGUAGUUUAUCAGCGAUUGUGGACAUUUCCUAUUUUCGGUAGAAUUCACAUUCAAAUAUAAGCUGUUCCAUGAUGCACAGUCAUUGGCUACAGAAAUCCUCUGGCGGUGUUUCUGGGAAAUCUUCUGGACUACGCAUGUUGCAAAUGGACCCUGGGACGUCUCCUAGGUCCAGCUCACACAGCCCUCUACAAGUAACAUACACUGUAUUUUGAGUGUUUAUCCAAAACAAUGGAAUUACAACUUAGAUGUUCCCAACUCAAGACUCAAAAAAUGCACGGUAUAAAAUUUUACUUUUAAUGACAUCACAGCACACACAUAUCCAAGUGUGUCGAACGAUCAAGGACUAUGACAGCAACAAGAGUUGGUAAGGAAGUCAAGUACUAUCAAGGAGCCAAAUUUCUCACCCUGGGGGACUGCAAUGGAGUCAAGUAUUAUCAAGGCACGCAAUUUCCCACCACCUUCAAGUUACUGCUCAUCCGCUCUUGGUAUCAAGCUUGUGACAAUAUAAAAAGCUUCAACACAUACAUUCAGCGUAGGCGCUUCUUUUUGACAGGCGCCUAUAAGCAGCUGCCUUCCUUGUCCAUUGGUAAUCAAGUCCUGUGUGCCAUUAGUUCGCAUUGUUCUGAUUUCCAUAUUUUCGCCCUAUGGUGAGAGCUGUGUUUGACAUACUUCCAUCAGAACAAUGUAAAGAUGGAAUUAUGGUUGUUUGAGAGUGGUUGACCAUUAAUGACACAUCAUGAGAAGACGCAUCAAUACUGGACUAGCAUUGUGGAGGAAUUGAAGUUUACAGUUGCUAAAGUUUUAGAAUUUAAUCCAUAGUACAUGAACAUUAGUGAAUUUAUUCACGAAAUGUUAAAUGUGCAGUUUUACAAUAUUUAUUCACUACAGUGUGAAUUGUCUGAACAUCGAAGUGUAUUGAAAAUUUUACGCCAAAAUAGUAAGGCUAAAAACCAAAACGUUUUUCAAGUUUGGCUAUUUUGGACAAACAUUUGAAAUUCACAAGAAUUUACCCUUCAGUGAAUAACCCUAUAAAGAAAGCUAUUCGUUUUAGAAGUGGCUCAAGGAACACUAAAUUUAAUCUUUCUUUUUUCCAGCUUUGAUAUUUUGCUUGAAUUUUAGACCACAGUGGUGAAGUCUAUACAACUCAUAAUUUAGUGAGUUAACUCCCACAAUUAUUGUCAUUCCCUUGCACUGUACUAUUGGAAACUGGUCCGUACAGCCAUGGAAGACAGAUAACAUUGUAUCUUUAGCCAAGUGACAAGCUAUUCUUCAGAUCAAACUCGUUGGAUGGGAUUCCAAAUCACCUAACAAAGUAUAUUGUCUUAAGACUUGUUACAACACGCUACAUGGCCAUAAGACCGUAUCAAACAAAUACGCCAGGGGGCAUUUAAAGUUCUGUGUACAAUUACAUAAUAACAGGGUCUAUAACAUCAUGUGUGGUGUCCGUGUGAUGUACAUGAGGUGUGUAUGUUUACAUUCAAUAUUUAAAUUGUCAUAUUUUUGGAAGUAAAUAAACAAUUAAAUAUUUGUCUGUUUUAGUGAG